Musca vetustissima is the source of this 788-nucleotide messenger RNA. Its product is annotated as farnesol dehydrogenase-like. Bases 12 to 758 code for a protein of 248 amino acids. NCBI's taxonomy places the organism in Eukaryota, Metazoa, Arthropoda, Insecta, Diptera, Muscidae. The record is from RefSeq and is a predicted model, not a curated record. The transcript has 2 exons.
UCUCCAUCAAAAUGGAACGUUGGCAAAAUCGUGUAGCUGCUGUUACUGGUGCCAGUUCAGGUAUUGGAGCUGCCAUUGCCAAAGAUCUGGUUAAUGCUGGCCUGAUUGUGGUCGGUUUGGCGCGUCGUACUCAACGUGUCGAAGAGAUACGCAGCAGUUUAGCCACAAAUUUACAGACACGUUUACAUGUCGUCAAAUGUGAUGUUUCCGAUUUACAAUCUGUCAAUGAAGCUUUCGAUUGGAUCGAAAAGAAUUUGGGUGGUGUGGAUGUUCUUGUAAACAACGCCGGCACCUACACGGCCGGUCAGCUAUUGACCAUGGAUAUUGGCGAGGUGGAGAAAACAUUACAAACCAAUCUAAUGGGAAUGGUGUAUUGCACACGUCGCACUUACGAAUCAAUGCAGAAGCGUCAGAUCAACGAUGGCCAUGUGGUACUGAUUAAUAGCAUUGUGGGUCACCAUGUUUUCAAUUUGCCACCUGGUGUUGUGGCACAAUUUAAUAUUUAUCCAGCAUCGAAACAUGGCGUGACAGGGCUGACGGAGAUUUUACGCCAGGAGUUUAGAGAUUUGAAGACGAAAAUUAAAAUAACGAGUGUAAGUCCCGGUUUGGUUGAUACGGAAAUUGUACCCGAAAGUUAUCAGGGAUUACCCAUGUUAAAACCCGAAGACAUCUCAGCUGGAGUUAUGUAUGCCAUUGCCACUCCGCCCCACGUUCAAGUCCAUGAAUUGACUAUUAAACCAGUUGGUGAGACAUUUUGAGGUUGUGCAGUUUGUGGUCGCCUUGUGUAA